Messenger RNA from Hypomesus transpacificus, 781 nucleotides. It is a transcript of the gene srp9, whose product is annotated as signal recognition particle 9. Gene Ontology annotation, cellular component: signal recognition particle, endoplasmic reticulum targeting. The coding region runs from base 109 to 369 and encodes 86 amino acids. Gene Ontology annotation, biological process: SRP-dependent cotranslational protein targeting to membrane; negative regulation of translational elongation. Lineage: Eukaryota; Metazoa; Chordata; Actinopteri; Osmeriformes; Osmeridae. The record is from RefSeq and is a predicted model, not a curated record. Gene Ontology annotation, molecular function: 7S RNA binding. The transcript is spliced from 3 exons.
GAUCCCGCCUGGUCUGGGUUCGCUGAUGUGGUGAUCGGGAGUUAGCAAACCUUCGAGGCCAGUUCACACUCAUCAUUAGUUUGUAUAUGUUUCACGUUUAUAUAAAGUAUGCCUUAUUUUCAGACGUGGGAAGAGUUUGCUCGUGCUGCUGAGAAGCUUUAUCUGACAGAUCCUAUGAAGGUCCGGGUGGUCCUAAAGUACCGGCACUGUGACGGUAACCUUUGUAUCAAAGUAACCGACGAUGCUGUGUGUCUGCAGUAUAAGACUGACCAGGCGCAGGAUGUGAAGAAGGUGGAGAAGCUACACGGGAAGCUGAUGAGGCUUAUGGUCUCCAAGGAGUCGCACAGCGGCGCUAUGGAAACGGACUGAUCUGACCCGUCCUUGCAACCGACUCGCACGUUUAAACAACACGACACCGGACAGAUGAGACUUUGAGAUUGGAGAGGAGAGGAGAGAUGUAGGGAUGGUGGGAAUCAAACCAUGAAAUGGAGAGUUGAACUUGAUCUGCUCAGAGGCAGGAUGGAGCUCUGGUAAAGGGCUUGUGUAUUUAUUUUAACGAUGGGACAAUAAGAGAUGUGUCUUACUCACUUAUGAUUUUCAUUAUGGACUGGCCUAUGUACUUCUUUUAGGUUUUCAUUCGAAAACUGAACUGUUGUUCAGGACCAUGUUGGAAGUGAAGCAGAACCUAUUUUCUCAAGUGAAAGACUCGUGCCUCCAAUGUCAUUUCAGCAACUCUGCUAGUUAGUUAUAUAAGACACUCAAUAAAUGUUUAUAUGCCCCA